Molecule: messenger RNA, 1217 nt
Organism: Chiloscyllium plagiosum (whitespotted bambooshark)
Lineage: Eukaryota; Metazoa; Chordata; Chondrichthyes; Orectolobiformes; Hemiscylliidae
Source: RefSeq, a predicted model, not a curated record
GGUGGGGUUAAUGGAUGUGUUUAAUGAGAAGGCUGAACACCUAAUGGAGAAGUUGAGCGAGUUAUCUGAUGGUGAAACUCCAGUGGGAAUGCACAGCAAGCUGAACUGUGUGACACUUGAGGUCAUCACGACGGUCGCCUUUGGGAUGCAACUAAACCUAUUGGAUGGUGCUCAGUCUCCAUUUCCACACGCAAUUUCAAUGAUUCUGAAAGGUAUUUCCCAAUAUGUUCAGAAUCCAUACAUGCAGUACAUGCCUCAGCACCGAACGUUUGUGAAGGAGGUGUGGGACUCCUUAGAGCUGCUGCGUAGCACGGGGAAACGGUGCAUAGAGGAGAGGAAAAGAGCGGUAAAGAAUGGAGAGGACGUGCCGAAAGACAUUCUGACAUACAUUCUCAAGAGUGCAGAACAAGAAGGGGAAUAUGACGAUGGCCUGAUGCUGGACAACUUCAUUACUUUCUUCAUUGCAGGUCAAGAGACAACAGCCAAUCUGAUUGCUUUUGUCAUCAUGGAGUUGACACGGCAACCUGAAAUAAGAAAAAAGUUGCAAGCAGAAGUGGAUGAAGUUGUUGGGUUGAAGAGUGAUGUUACUGCUGAUGACAUUGGCCAAUUGCUGUAUAUGAAUCAGGUAAUAAAGGAGACUCUGAGGCUGUACCCCCCAGGACCAGGGACCAGUCGCUGGUUGUCACAGGAAAUGGUCAUUGAAGGAAUAAAGGUCCCUGGCGGAGUUUCUGUGAUUUUCAACACCUACAUCAUGGGCCGAAUGGCCAAAUUCUUUGAUGACCCUCUGACCUUUGACCCUGAGCGAUUCCAUCCGAAUGCUCCAAAACCCUACUACUGCUAUUUCCCGUUCACUUUAGGGCCACGUUCCUGUCUUGGCCAGGUUUUUGCACAGAUGGAAGCAAAGGUGAUUUUGUCCAAAUUCCUGCAAAGGUUUGACUUCCAACAUGCUCCAGGCCACACUUAUGAAAUUAUGGACACAGGAACUCUCCGACCUCGAGAUGGUGCAGUGUGCAUCUUGACACCGAGAUCCGAAUCUUCCAAAGGAUAAUGCAGCCCUUUCUCAGGAGACAACUGGGGGACAUAACCAGAUUGCUCACCUGCACUAAUCAAUUCCAAUAGACCGCGAGGAAGUUGCAAAUGGACUUGUGGUUUGUUGUGUGGAAUUAUUGAGUCCUGUAUCAUUUUUACUGAUUGAACCAUAAACAUAAACACAGUGA